GUCACCCAGGCUGGAGUGCAGUGGUGCGAUCACGGUUCGCUGCAGCCUCCGUGUCCCAGGUUCAAGCGAUCCUCCCACCUCAGCUUCUCUAGUUGCUGGAACCACAGGCACGUGCCACCCCACCCAGCUAAUUUUUUAGUUUUUUGAAGAGACAGGGUCUUACUGUGUUGCCCAGGCUGGUCUUGAACUCCUGGGCUCAAGCGCUGGGAUUACAGGCGUGAGCCACCGUGCCCGGCCAACCCCUUUAACAGAUGAUAAAGCUGAGGCUUAGCGUGCAAAGUAACUCAUCCACUUCCCAGCUGGUGAACAGGAGCUGAGCCUGGAGCCCAAGCCAGCCAGGCCCCCAAACCUCUGCCCUUUGCCAGUGGCAGGGAAGUAGGUGGUUGGAAGCCCCUGCCGCAUCCCCCAGAGCUCCGUCAAACCGAGGUGGGGUGGGCCUGGGAGGGAGCCCCAGCCUUCCCUUGGAGAUGGGCCUGGUGUGAGCCGCCGAGCUGCCUCCCCGGCCUGGCUGGGUAGAAGCCCUUUGAAUACUAUCCUGGGGUUGCCGGCUGCACCCCCACAGAUGCCACAGCUGCCUCCCUGCAUCCCUGUGCACCAUCCCAGAAGGAAACAAAUGCAAUUUUCAGAGACAAGAGCCUGCUGAGGUCAGCAAAGCCCCUCUCUGUCCAUGCUUCUGUGUGCCUCUGGCUGUGCACACGUGGCUGGGUUUUCUAAAAGAACCAAAGUGAGAGAGGGGUGCCAUCUUGUGGAGGGACCCUCUGUGGCCAGUCUGCUUGUGUGAUCUCUGUGGACUGACUGGGAGUUGUGGCAAAUAUGGCCAGAAAUGGGGCCUAGUCUCGGACUGUGUCCCGGGGUUACGUGGAUUUAGGGUCAGUGAGGGGCGUGGCCACUCAGGAGGCCAUGCUUGGUAGAUGGGGGACGGGAGUCAGGAUGAUGGCAGGGCCUGAACAAAGCGGGGUGGAGAGGGAGGCUCAGAGAAGGGGGAGCCACCUGGCUUCCAGGAUGAGGAGAAGAGAAAGUCUGUCCUGACAGAGGCCCCAUGACAGCUGCCCUGGGCCAGGAUGUUUUGGGGAGGGGAGAUUGCAUCAGCAUUGAGCCAUCCUCACUCCCUCCAUCUGGAGGUGUGGGGCCCGGGGGCUUCUGUGAAACGGGCCAUGAAUGGACCCAGCCAGGAGACCCAGGGGACAAGGGCAUCUGCAGGCCCUGUCAGUUCCAUCUCCCCGAUUUCCAGUUCACACCGUUUGCUGUUCUCUGCCCAGGGCCUGAAGCCAAUGGACCACAAUGGGCUGGCAGACCCCUACGUCAAGCUGCACCUGCUGCCAGGAGCCAGUAAGGCAAAUAAGCUCAGAAUAAAAACUCUCCGUAACACUCUGAACCCCACAUGGAACGAGACCCUCACUUACUACGGGAUCACAGAUGAAGACAUGAUCCGCAAGACCCUGCGGAUCUCUGUGUGUGACGAGGACAAAUUCCGGCACAAUGAGUUCAUCGGGGAGACACGUGUGCCCCUGAAGAAGCUGAAACCCAACCACACCAAGACCUUCAGCAUCUGCCUGGAGAAGCCGCUGCCGGUGGACAAGACCGAAGACAAGUCCCUGGAGGAGCGGGGCCGCAUCCUCAUCUCCCUCAAGUACAGCUCGCAGAAGCAGGGCCUGCUGGUAAGCAUCGUGCAGCGCGCCCACCUGGCCGCCAUGGACGCCAAUGGCUACUCGGACCCCUACGUGAAAACAUACCUGAGGCCAGAUGUGGACAAGAAAUCCAAACAUAAGACAGCGGUGAAGAAAAAAACCCUGAACCCGGAGUUCAAUGAGGAGUUCUGUUAUGAGAUCAAGCAUGGGGACCUGGCCAAGAAGUCCCUGGAGGUCACCGUUUGGGAUUACGACAUUGGAAAAUCCAAUGAUUUCAUUGGUGGUGUGGUUCUGGGCAUCCACGCCAAGGGGGAGCGCCUGAAGCACUGGUUUGACUGCCUGAAGAACAAGGACAAGCGCAUCGAGCCCUGGCACACACUCACCAGCGAGCUCCCAGGGGCCGUGCUCAGCGACUGAUGCCCACCCGCCACUGCUACCCCUGCCGCCACCUGCGCCCAGCACGGCCGGCCCCGGGCUUCCCCAGCAGCCACCAAGGCCUGUGGCCCCCACACUGGGGGAGAUCCAGAACCCCUGCUUGGACACAGAGCCACUGCAGUCCCCGCUCAGAGGAUGUGGAGGGCUCAGCCACUCUGGGAUGGGGAGGGCAAGGAGCUGGGGUGGGGGGCUCUCAGCCCUCUGGGGCCCAAGAGGCCGGUGGUGGAAAGAGACCUCAGCACCUGCCCAGGGGAAGGGGACAUGCCCAUCUGGGAGCAAAGACCCUUCUAGAGGCCAGCCCUGGUUGAGAGGACAGGAGUGUGGGGGUGCCUUGGCAGACAGUGGGAACAGAGGAGGGAGGUGGUGAGCAGACAGACAGGUGGAGGAUGGGACCUUGAAGACUGGCUGCUCCAGCCCAAGAAAGCCUGACUGCAUCCCUCAUCUCCUUCGCUGCUGGACAGAUGGAAGAAGCGGGCCUGCCGGCCAAAAGUCUGCCAGAGUUCCCAGAGGCUCCUGAUGACGGGUAAAUUGGCACAUGCUUCACUCAAUUAUUCCACAAGCCCUGGGGGUGAAUGAGACACAGGGCCUGCCCUCAGGGAGUUCCCAUCUAGUCAGGAAGCUGGGAACAAACCAUUCCAACUGGGGUGAGAAACACCAAGACCAGCUUGGCCAGUCUGCAAGUACUGUGGUCUCUGUUGACUCUGCCGGGAGGUCAGGGAAGGCUUCCUGGAGGAGGCGGUGCUUCCGUAAGGCCUAUGGAGGGUGAGUGGGGGCUUCUAAAAGCAGUCCAGGCAGUGGGAGUGGUCUAAAACGGCCUGGAGAGAGAAAGCCAAUGGGGCCGGGGUGCUGUGGACCCAGGGUCUCCUCUCCAGGGGAGGGUUUGUUAGGAAGGUGUGAGGCUCGAGGCAGGAGGUGGGGGACGUGAUCGAAACACCAUGGAGAAGCUGGUGUGGGCUGAAGUUCAGACCUCAGACCCAAGUCUCCCACUCUGAUCUCUUUCUACUCCUGAGGGACCUCAAGGGCGGAGCCCGCCCCUCCUCCUUCCCGGCAUAAGCAUCAGGUCAGCUGCGGUGGAGAAAAGGGUCCCUUGUGCUUGGAAAAAAAGCAAGCAUUCCUACACGUCCUGACUCUCCCCUCCCCUCCCCUCCACUCCCUGGCUCACACUGGGGGCCUCCGGGUGCUUGCUCGUGGCAUCUUGGUCCCACUACCGCCACAGAUGUCCCUUUUGGGAGUAAUCAGUGGCAGUCCAGGGCCUUGUCCACCCUCCAGGAGCUGAGCAAGAAUCACCCUGGCUGGUGGGCCUGUCUGCUCCCCUGAGUGAGACUCCCCAGGAGGCUUGAGAGUAUCUGAAUCUUGGGGCCCAUGCCUGAAGCCCACAAACUUUCUCUGCCUACCAAGGGCCCCUCAGGAACGCUGGGUGAACAAAUGCAGAGCCAAGGAGUUGCACAGCCAGAGUCCCAGUGUGCUCAGCCCAUCAGUGUGUGAUGGAAACAGAGGCCCAGAGAGGUCAGGUGACCUGCCCAGGGCCUUCCAGCCCCCACACAGCUGGGACCAGGAUCCACAGCCCCCAGCCCAGAGUGCUGGACACCACACUUCAGGGGAAUUGGCGUGCUGACCUCACACCAGAGAGGUCCUGCUAGCUGCCAGCCUGGGGCUCCCCCGCCUGCUGCCCACCCCUUCAACACCGAUAGAGGGACUCACAGGCACGACGGUGGGACCUUCCAACUGCAGACACAAAGCACACCACCACCUGAGGUCCAGGGUUGUGAUUUGAAUCCUACCAAGUGCCCAUCAGGCCUUUCCCAGGUUGCAGGGAAAACAGGACCCCAGCCCCCACACAGUCCCUGGCCACCUGCUGCUCAUGGAGACUUGUCUCCCCACCUUUAGGAAGGGUUUCUAUGUGAAGGUUUUUGCAUGCACUGGUCUGAACGCAUGUUCACAUCCCUGCAAGGUGGGUUUGAUUCUCAUCCCUAUCUUGCAGGUGAAACAGGUUCCCAGAGUCUGAGUAGUUUGCCAAGGCCACACAGCCAGGAAGGGGUGAACCAGGACUCAAACCCAGGUCCUCUGACUGCCACUUUCUCUCUCUGGGGGUCGGUACCCCCAGUCCCUUCCCUCUUGGUCUGUCGGAGACUCAGCAGAGACACCAGGUGAAGGCUCAGUAAGCUCAGGUGCGUGAUGGAGAUCUGGGGUCUUGUCACUGUCCUGCCACCUCAUCCGCUGGCUUUGAAACCAUCCGUGCUACUUCAGGCUUCCCCAGAGGUGUCUAACCUGGCCCCAAAACUCAGCCACCCCACCCUAGCCUCUGGGGGCUGAGGCAAGGGCUCCUCUUUUCUCCACACAGAAUGGGCACCCUCUGAGGGCCUAAGGUAAGAGGUGGUCUCUUUCUAAAAGGCCUGGUGUCUAGUUAAGCUCUGGGUAUCUUCUUAGCUUUGCUUUUUUGGGGGUCUCAUUCAGAGAGGAGAUUUGACAGCCUCUCUGAAGACACAGAAGUGAAUGGCAGAGCGAGAAGAGGCUGUACCCCCCACCUACCAUGACUUCCUUAUUAGGCACAUGGGGAAUGUGAGGCCCAGUGGGUGAAAGGGGCCUGAAGGGGCACAGCUGGGACAAGAACCCAGAACUCCAGCCCCCCAGUCCAGGGCCCUCUACUGCCCAGGCUGUGCAAAUGGGGCUGGGACCGAAAGAUGGGGACAUUCAGGCUGGGAGGUGGGCUUGCUGGCCAGCCAGCCCAGGGGCAGCACAGGCACUCGGGCAGGAACUCCCCAGGAAGUUUGGAAACCUUCUUUCCCUAGGAUCUCAGCACCCUUUUAGAUCCCGUGCAGAUUGUCUUUCUGUUAAAGCGUUUUGAGGCACGAUGGCUCACGCCUGUAAUUGCAGCACUUUGGGAGGCCGAGGCUGGCGGAUCACCUGAGGUCAGGAGUUUGAAACCCGCCUGGCCAACAGGGCGAAACCCCAUCUCUACUAAAAAUACAAAAAUUAGCCGGGUGUGGUGGCGCACGCCUGUAGUCCCAGCUACUCAGGGAGGCCGAGGCACGAGAAUCGCUUGAACCCGGGAGGUGAAGGCUGCAGUGAGCCAAGAUCGCGCCACGGCACUCCAGCCUGGGCGACAGAGCAAGACUCCGUCUCAGAAAAAAAAAAACAAAAAACGCUUUGAGAAGCUGCAGAAGCGGCUCUGCCUUUGACCCCGAAUGGGCAUCUUUACUCGGGUCCAUCAUCCCCACAAAGACAGGAAAUCUGAUGCCAAAAAAAAAAAAAAAGUCAUUCCAGGUGUCAGUAACCAGGCGCUGCCUCCAGCCCCGCCCCGCCCGCCGCCCCGCCCGCCGCCCCGCCCGCCGCCCCGCCCGCCGCCCCGCCCGCCGCCCCGCCCGCCGCCCCGCCCGCCGCCUGCGCCAAUCCCCGACGGGCCCGUCUUCCAGCCCCGAAGCGGUCACCUCCUGACCUCUAGUGGCAAGCGCGGGGAACUGCGCCCCGGCCCGUCCGCCCGCCGAGCCCGGGCCGUGCAUGCCCUGCCCGUUGUUCCUUCGCAAGCCGAGUGAACCUCCCGAUGCAUGGACUCUGGCUGUCGUGGACGCAGACUCUCGUGCACUGCUUAACCCCGUUUUGCUGCCAUGUGACGGCUGCAGACACUGUCCUCAAACUGCGGUCCCACAGACAAGUUUUGUAUUUUGGUCUGACCUACCCGAAGGUGUCCUUUUUAAGUCUUAUUUGUUAAUAUUUAUAAUGACAUAUAAUCCAAAGUAAAUGGAAACGUCAUAUUGCGAUCUCA
Messenger RNA from Gorilla gorilla gorilla (western lowland gorilla), 5826 nucleotides. Its product is annotated as double C2-like domain-containing protein beta. Gene Ontology annotation, biological process: exocytosis; spontaneous neurotransmitter secretion; regulation of calcium ion-dependent exocytosis. The transcript has 7 exons. The coding region runs from base 1062 to 2045 and encodes 327 amino acids. Gene Ontology annotation, cellular component: membrane; synapse. The record is from RefSeq and is a predicted model, not a curated record. Lineage: Eukaryota; Metazoa; Chordata; Mammalia; Primates; Hominidae.